This is a messenger RNA of Gavialis gangeticus (Gharial), 3016 nucleotides long. RefSeq names its product ETS variant 7 (gene ETV7). The transcript has 7 exons. The record is from RefSeq and is a predicted model, not a curated record. Gene Ontology annotation, biological process: regulation of transcription by RNA polymerase II; cell differentiation. NCBI's taxonomy places the organism in Eukaryota, Metazoa, Chordata, Crocodylia, Gavialidae. Bases 1451 to 2440 code for a protein of 329 amino acids. Gene Ontology annotation, molecular function: DNA-binding transcription factor activity, RNA polymerase II-specific; sequence-specific DNA binding. Gene Ontology annotation, cellular component: nucleus.
GAAGAAACAUAUGUGGUUUUCCACGACCCUGGGAGGACGCAGCAACAUGAGUUUCAGCAGAGCCGAUCAACAGCCCGGUGCUCCUGGGUCCCCAGCGGGCUUGUGCCACGAGACCAAGCGCGUGCACAAGAAAGCCCAGGCUGUUUCAUGCUCACUGCUGUUGUUACCUGUACUAGCUAGACAAAAAAGCUAGCUCAGGUAUAUGUUGGUACAUGCUACGCCUUCGUUCUGCUGUGCGGACUUACCCGCGCGUGCGAGUCCUCCAUUGGAAAUGGGAGUAGUUGUUGCUUCACAUGAGUGCAGCGGGGAUAGGUCUGAGCUAGUGAUGUGAUCAGAGAUUUUGAUGACAGGUAAGUGUGUGGGACAGGAACUUCCAUUUAUGCUGCAAUCACCAAGGAGGCAACUUUACGCAGAUAGUAGUAGAAGCGCUCCUCAUUAUAGUAUUGGAGCAUCUCAGCCACUGGCAGAAUUUACCUUCCCAGCACUCAGAGGUAGGAAAGGGCUAUCCUUCAUUUUUGUGGCUAGAGAACUGGGGAACAAGGGUGAGCAAACUGAUCACAGAGGAAGCUUGCAGCUAGCCUGGGAACUGCACUUGCAUCUCUGGAGGAUUAGACUCAUGCCCUGCCCACAUCAUGAUGUCUCCUAGGUGGAGGAGUAGGUACAGCCUCGUUCCCUGGAAGUGCUCUGCAAACAAAGAUCAGUUCUCCCGUGUCUGGGGGGCAAGCAUGGUGGCUGUGUUUAGGAGAGGAGCUGAAGCACCACCCCCAAUCCUGUUCGAAAGCGUGGGGAGAAAUGAAGUGGGUAAUGUAGUUAUCCAAGAAUGACUUCUGUUUGGUACACCUGAUAAAAUCUCGUACCGUGCUGCCCUGGUAGAAAAUGAAAGGGAAUCGUUAACCAUCACCUGUGGUUAGCACUUCAGCUUUAUGCCUUGGCGUCAAAGUGAUACUUCCAGGAACACAAAGCUCUUUGAAUCGUCGUGUUGGGGAGCUGGUUGCAGUUUUGACGCAGAAGGAUGAGCACCCUGACUUGAGUCAUCAACACAACUUCCUGCAAUGGGCUUUCCCUCAGUGCUGCCGUCAAACUACGAAUCAGACUGGAACUUCUUGUAAAUGGAUAAUGCUACUAUUUGUGCUUUGCUCCAAACGCGUGCCCUUGACAGGCAGCCAUCGGCUGCACAUGUGGAGAUGUCUCGGUAGCAAAGCGAAGGUGUGAUUGUAGCCUGGGUAGGCAUCCCUGGGUGAAUGUAUCCGGGAUCCAUAGUAAGCUGAUGGUCUGGUUGCUAACUCAGGUCACUUCAUAUUUACCAGUGCUGUUACGCAGACUAUGAAGAUCAACGCUAGCACUGCUGUGGCUACCUGUGAUACAAUCACACUGUCAUUUUGCUUCGCAAACCUACACUGCAGGACUGGUUCUUAUUUGCCAUUUUGAUCUGUUUCCCCAGGGUGAAGUGAUGGUUGAUCCUUCUUCAAGCCCGGUACCAGCAGCUAAUAUGCCACUGCAAUCACAGCCCAAAUGUGUGACCUCGCUGCAGCCCAUCACGGAGGGAGAAAUCUUCAAGUUGCCAGGCAGGCUCAGAAUCCAGCCCUCGCUCUGGAGCAAAGAUGAUGUGAUCCAUUGGUUAAGGUGGGCCGAGAAAGAAUAUUCCCUCCGGCCAACAGAUGAAAGCAAGUUUGAAAUGAAUGGAAAAGCCCUCUGCAUUCUCACCAAGGAUGAUUUCAGAUACAGGGCUCCUAGCUCAGGCGACGUUUUAUACGAGUUACUCCAGUACAUCAAAAUCCAGCGGCGAGCCCUUGUGUGCAGCCCAUUGUUUAAUUCACCCUUUCAGGAUGCAAAACACAUGGAUAUGCACAGCACUGUGGGAGGUAUGAACUGCAGGUUAGAAGCCUCCCCAGGAAGGGUCUCUUCAUUGCUAACGACAUGUCCAAGCCACAGAGAACAGCCCAGGUCUCCCAGAAAGGCCUUCUUCAGAGAGGAGCCACUUAAUCUCUCUCAUCAUGGCUCAGAAGUCAGCUGUAGGCCAGAGGUCAUCUGUUCUUUUCCUGCUCCCCCACCAGCCCCAGUUGAUGGUAAAAUUGCAGACUGCAGGUUACUCUGGGACUAUGUCUAUCAGCUGCUGUCUGACAGCCGGUACGAACCAUACAUCAAAUGGGAAGAUAAGGAAGCCAAGGUCUUUCGGGUUGUCGAUCCUAACGGACUUGCCAGGCUCUGGGGGAACCAUAAGAACCGCAUGAACAUGACAUAUGAAAAAAUGUCGAGAGCCUUAAGGCAUUAUUACAAACUCAACAUCAUCAAAAAGGAACCAGGCCAAAAGCUGUUAUUCAGAUUUUUGAAAACACCUGGGGAGAUAAUACAUGAGAAAUCCAGCAAGCUGGAACAGCUGGAAAGUGAGGAACAGGAGGGACUGGAUUUCAAGGAGGAUGUGGUGGAGGUAUCGCCCUAAGGACUCUAUUGCACCGUGUCUACAAUGUGGAAACACGCAGCGUCAGAGAGAUGCUGUGAGUCACUGUGAAGAACCUGGGAUGCUCUGCUGUCUUGGGAAGAAGAGACUGCCUUUCUCUCACUGGGUUGCAGUUAAAGGCUUCAAACAUUUUCUGUUCAAAGACUAAAACGUGGAACUUUGGCAGCAAGAGUUUAUUCCCAGAAACUUGUGCAGGCCGUUGAAACUGAGAUGAAUCUGCGGGCUGGCCUUUUGCUUGAUAACGUUUUCCCAUAGGUUAUUUUGUGUAUUUGUCUGUUUUUUAAAAUGAUCACAUUUGGUACUUUAUGGCUGAGGCUCUGUCGUUGAGUUUCAAGAUGGUUGGUAACCGUGACCCUAAUUCAGGACAGCACGGCUCUUAAGCACCUGCUUAACUCUGCUCUUACGCUUCAAGUUAAGCAAACUCUUCCAUACCUUGCUAAAUCAGUCACAGCUUAUGUGAAGAUUUUUGUGUGGUUUCAGGGCGGAGGGGUUCUUUAAGCUGAAUAUUGCCAAUUAAUUUCACUGUGUAUGGAGCAAUAAUAAUACUGGUUAUGCUUA